Messenger RNA from Heterobasidion irregulare TC 32-1, 1237 nucleotides. RefSeq lists its product as uncharacterized. Gene Ontology annotation, cellular component: nucleus; protein phosphatase type 2A complex; cytoplasm. The coding region runs from base 38 to 1237 and encodes 399 amino acids. Lineage: Eukaryota; Fungi; Basidiomycota; Agaricomycetes; Russulales; Bondarzewiaceae. Gene Ontology annotation, molecular function: peptidyl-prolyl cis-trans isomerase activity; protein tyrosine phosphatase activator activity. The transcript is spliced from 5 exons. The record is from RefSeq and is a predicted model, not a curated record. Gene Ontology annotation, biological process: mitotic spindle organization.
GUGCUUCAACAAUCUCAACUUAGAGAUCAGCUCGUUCAUGGCAUCCUCUCAACUCUCAACUCUACGACAUAUACAUAUCGGCGAAGCUCUUCGUCAGGCCUCUCCUCCCACGCAAAAGAUACACACAGAUUCUGAUGUUUCUUUGUGGAGACGGACGCGCGGGUAUCAAGACUACGGAUUAUUCCUACGCCGUUUGAAUGAAGCAGUUGUUGGACAUUCUCUCCCAUGGUCAUGUUUAUCCCCAAGCGAGGCUGUGAACGCGGUCAUCGGCCUGCUUGAUCAAUUGGAUCUCUGGAUAGAUGAGAUACCACCCCUGUCGACACCGCAGAGGUUCGGAAACCUUGCGUUUCGAACGUGGGGAAAACGGUUAGAGGAUCGCGCGGACGGUCUCUUGUCUUCGUUACUUUCCCCGCAAUUCCACCCCGCAAUCCCGCAUCUCAAACCGUAUCUCCUGACAGCUUUUGGAUCUUUUGUUCGGAUGGACUAUGGAACAGGCCACGAGACCUCGUUCGCACUCUUUCUGCUCUGCCUGACACUCAUCCGGUUCCUGCGAUCCGAUCCUGACGAGGAACGCCAAAUUGUAUUUGAUAUCUUCAUCCGGUAUCUCAGGGUCUGUUGGCGCCUGCAGGACGUGUACAAGCUUGAGCCUGCGGGUAGUCAUGGUGUCUGGGGCCUAGACGACUCGCAUUUCCUCGGGUAUAUCUUUGGCAGCGCGCAACUUCGAGACCAGACCGAAAUACCCGUGAACGCUGUACUGAGACCGCCUCUACCUGCCACGAAUUUGUACUUCAUGUCGAUUAUGCGCAUACACGAAGUCAAGCACGGUCCCUUCCACGAACACUCCUCUCAGCUGUACUCUAUCGCCACAGGUGUUGCACAUUGGGGAAAGGUCAACUCUGGCUUGUUUAAGAUGUAUGAAGCAGAGGUGCUCGGAAAGCGGGUCGUCGUGCAGCACUUGCCUCUCGGCGGCCUCAUAGAAUGGAACCCGGAGGCUGGAGAUACCCUUCUUGCGAGAAUCGCAUCACCUGUUUCUCGAAACGCGGCGCCUCGUGCUGACGGCAGUAUUGCUGGCACCAGGGCACCCUGGGCGUCAAAUACGCCCACUUUGCCCAACAUCACUGGUGCCACAUCUGUGCCGUGGAGCAACGUUACUCACCCUUCAACCCGCGACGCUCCUGCGAUUGGUGACUAUCCUAACUCCACGCAAUGGAACGCCUUUUCGCGCGUGCCGCCCUAG